Molecule: messenger RNA, 1222 nt
Organism: Ruditapes philippinarum (Manila clam)
Lineage: Eukaryota; Metazoa; Mollusca; Bivalvia; Venerida; Veneridae
Exons: 6
Coding region: 93-1190 (365 amino acids)
Source: RefSeq, a predicted model, not a curated record
UAACAGUUGACCUAGAAUAUAAGGUAAACUUAAAUAUAGUAUAUUUUGUUUCACAAUCAACUGAUUGGACUUUUUUGGACCAGACGUGAACCAUGUUGUUUGUCCUCGGCAUAUCCUUCGUCUUUGCGUUUAGUUCCUUGGUUGUAGCCCAGGAUUGUAAAGAUAUUGACCCAAUAGCCUGUAAACUGAUGGCUCAACAAAGACCCGACCUUUGCGCCGACGACACCAUAGCCAAAACUGCAUGUCCGGCCUAUUGUAAAAAGUGCCCCGUGACCUGCUAUCAUUGUAACGCGACAGUGAAAGACUACCAUCUUUGUAACACAACAAUGAAGUGCGCUGAAGGAGAGAUUUGUAUGAAGAAGGAAUUAAAAUCUGCAUUGGAUGGACAUCACGAAUAUGAAAUGACAUGCGCAGACAAAGUGACGUGUGAUGACCCAUGGAGUAGUUUAAGUGCAUUCGGAAAGCGUAGCAAAGAUGCACGUGACGUUUCAAUAACAUGUUGUUCGGACGACCUCUGUAAUUAUCCGGAAACCUUAACAACAAAACCAGAAGUAUUUACCACGGCUAUUCCAACAACAACAAGACCAACGACAACAAGACCAACAACAACAAGACCAACGACAACAAGACCAACAACAAAAACGCCGACAGGUUGUGUAAUAGACCUUGUAAUUGUAAUAGAUGAGUCGACCAGUGUCAGAAGGUACCAAAGCGAGGUUGAGCAAUUUUUACAUGACGUAGUUUCCCCAUUGCCCAUUAGCGACGCUGAAGUACAUGUGUCUCUUGGCAUGUUUGCAAGUUCGUCUAGACAUAUAUUCGAUCUGGAUGACCUUCAUUCCAAAGAUUCAGUUCUCAGAGCCUUAACUCACUUAUCUUUGCACGGCGGAAGCGGAGAUAUCGAUGUUGGAUUAAAAUAUGUGACCCAUCAUGCACUCAGAUCCAGAGCCGGUGACCGACCAUCAGCUAAAAAUGUUGUAUUAAUCCUUACUGACGAUGGUACACAUAACAGAACUCUCCUGACGUCAUUGGAACACGAGGUUCACAAAAUAGCUGACGUAAUUUCCGUUGAAAUCGGACCUUUGAUACAUUUUGGACACCUUGCAUCGGAUACGCAUCACCAGUUUCACUUGAACUCGCCGUUAAGCCUGUCACAGAUUUCUCGACAAGUUUCUGAAUUAAUAUGUAGAUAGAAUGAAAACAAUAAAGAAUUCACUGAAUAUUU